Penicillium subrubescens is the source of this 1157-nucleotide messenger RNA. Its product is annotated as F-box protein. Bases 100 to 1056 code for a protein of 318 amino acids. The record is from RefSeq and is a predicted model, not a curated record. Lineage: Eukaryota; Fungi; Ascomycota; Eurotiomycetes; Eurotiales; Aspergillaceae. Gene Ontology annotation, molecular function: protein binding. The transcript is spliced from 2 exons.
UAUUUUCGUCUGCUUUUUCCAAAAUACUCCGCCCCGCGAUACUUGAGAGUGGAAUUGCCCUUGAAGCUCACGACUGGAGCGUCAUUACUGAAUACAAACAUGCGUGAAGCUGUGAAAAUGCCAUCGUCUGCCGAGAAAACUUUUAGCAUCUAUGAGAUUACCGAGCAUAUCCUUCUCCACCUGAACGAUCAUGUGGAAAUAAUCCGAGUCCAGCGCGUUUGCCGUGCCUGGAAAGAUGUCAUUCAAACAUCCCCAGCGCUUCAGAGUGCUUGCUGGUAUCAACCCUCCAAUGACAGGAAUUCCCAAAAGCGUUCAAUCUCGGACCAGCAAACACAAUCAUGGAGAUUGAAUCCAGCUUUCAACCAGAUAGGCGUCUCAAUAUCCGAAGAUUCCAUCAAAGGAGUACAUCUAGCAGACAAUAUUCAAGAAAAGGGUGAUUUCAGCCUGCAGAAACGCAUCUACGACAAACCUGGAUCAUGGACAACCAUGCUGGCCACGCAGCCCCCCUGUCAGCGAAUUUCGGUUGAAUGCUACGGCAACUAUUCCGGUGAUGAAACAAUUCACUAUCUCAUUGAAUCCACGACAGGCUGUUUCCUUAUGGGCGAUAUCAUGGCCGUUCUAGCAGAAUGUCAGAAUCGACAGGAAUGUGGGAUAGAUCGCUGGGCUGGAGUACGCCACUAUACAGGCCGGUUACUCAGAUGGUCAGAGAGCUACUGGGAUGAUAAUGCUGACUGGAAAAUGCAUGCCCAAAUGUCGAAUGAUGUAUCUGUCAAAGUCGCCGUCACGAUACCUUGGGGAGGACCGGAAUGUCCUGCAUUUUCCCUUCGGCGUCUCCAUGGCAGCAAAGUCUUUCUGCAUGAAAUGAUCUUGCAUAAGAUGAUCACUGAUGAUGAUAGUGAAUAUCAGUGGGAUUACUGGUACCAUGGGGGCUCCCUCGGGAAACCUGUGUGCCAGACAGAACCAUAUAAGGCAAACCUGCUGGUUGUACAGCAGCUUCAGGAAGGGUAUCUGUCGAAUUGCAGUCAUAUCUUCCGCCUACUCUCUGAUGUGAAGUAAUUAUUAACGCUAAGUAUCUCUUUUGCCCUAACAUCACUUAGGAUCUAGAGUUUUUCGCACAAAUACAUAUUGAUGGAUUAAUUUAUGUACGGAUCUAUAAG